Molecule: messenger RNA, 2996 nt
Organism: Anneissia japonica
Lineage: Eukaryota; Metazoa; Echinodermata; Crinoidea; Comatulida; Comatulidae
Product: transcriptional regulator Erg-like
Exons: 7
Coding region: 88-1602 (504 amino acids)
Biological process (GO): cell differentiation; regulation of transcription by RNA polymerase II
Cellular component (GO): nucleus
Molecular function (GO): DNA-binding transcription factor activity, RNA polymerase II-specific; sequence-specific DNA binding
Source: RefSeq, a predicted model, not a curated record
CCUGAAAACACCCUGUCCACGUUAAUAAGUUGAAUUCAAUUAUUGGCAGAGCUGCUUUCCUGGCUCUCAAUCACAUUAAAGGUUAGAAUGCAAAAGAGUGAACGCGACAUUAAAGAAUAUUUUGAGGGAAAAGUAAUCGCAAUGUCAGAGGAUAAUAACACUGAAUAUAAGGACACAGAAAUUACAUCAAAUGCUGGAACCAUUCAAUACCAGGAGGCACUGUGUGUUGUCGGUGAAGAUCAAUCUAUGUUUGAGGCUAGUUACCAACAACAAGAUACCAAACCAUCUAUUCAACAAAUUGAGUCUUUACAACCAAAAGCAAAAGCUGCACCUCUUACACCAGUUCAAGAGCCGCAGUGGAAUUCGUGUGUAACAACUAUGAAACAAGAAGUUGACACCGAUGGUGUAGCGGGAGCUAGGGUAGACUCGGAGAGCCCCCUUGACUGUAGUGUUGGUAAGCGACAAGGUAUGACUGAGCCACAAACAGCACCACCUUAUCCAUGCCCACCUUAUACUGCUACUGCAGAGGACAGACCACGGUCACCUCCUCCAAAUGUGACUACUUCAGAGAAGCGAGUCAUUGUGCCCGCAGAUCCUAACAUGUGGAGCACUGAACAUGUACAACAGUGGGUUGAAUGGGCCGUGCGCGAAUACUCCCUGCAAGAUGUCCAGGUCACAAGAUUCAACAUGGAGGGUAAACAGUUAUGUAAAAUGAACAGAGAUGAUUUUAUUCGGAUCACGAGCGCGUAUAAUGCUGAUGUACUUAUGUCACAUUUAAAUUUUUUGAAACAAACUCCACUGCCUAAUCUGACAUCAGAAGAUGUGGACAAGGCGUUGCAGCCAUCUCCACGUGGUCCAGCUCCAACACAAGGUAAAAUGAUGGACUUUACUGGACUGCCUGCAAAUCGACAUGAACCUGAACGAUACAACAACAACAACAACAGCAAGCAGCAUGUUACUCCUACGUUUCCUGGAAGUACAGCAUUCCCAUACCCCAACUCAACAACUCCAGUCGAUACCUCAACACGAAUGCCCAGAACAGAUCCAUACAAGAUGUUUGGACCUACAAGCAGGACUCUUAGUAACCCAGGAAGUGGACAGAUUCAAUUGUGGCAGUUUCUGUUGGAAUUGCUUUCAGACAGCUCCAAUUCAAACUGUAUUACAUGGGAAGGUACAAAUGGUGAAUUCAAAAUGACAGACCCUGAUGAAGUUGCGAGGCGAUGGGGUGAGAGAAAAAGUAAACCCAACAUGAAUUACGACAAGCUAAGCAGAGCAUUACGAUAUUAUUAUGAUAAAAACAUAAUGACCAAAGUACAUGGCAAAAGGUAUGCAUACAAAUUUGACUUUGCUGGACUAGCACAGGCAAUGCAGCCGGUUCAAACAGAUCCAAGCAUUUACAGAUAUCAGUCAGACCUAUCUUACAUUCAAGGAUAUCCCCAUCCAGCAAAAUUUGUUGGUGCACCAAUUCCGUCGACAAACGCAAGUUUAUUCGGAUCACAUACAUCGUAUUGGUCAUCACCAAGCGCAGCUAACAUUUAUCCAGGUAGUCACGUGACCCAUCCACAUAGUCACGUGUCACCGCACAUAGGUACAUAUUACUGACGGAAUUUUAGUUGGACGCAAAUUUAGUGCUCAAAAAGAAAGCUGCUACAGACUACUUAAUGGAAGGAUACACUUCAAACACUUUUUGAAUAAAUGAAUGUUCCUAAUUGUAAUAAAUGAAAAAAUUAUUCAUAUACUCUUUAUGUAAAUUAAUUGUUCCGUAACGGAAACCAUGAUUUGUACGUAAAAUACGCUAAUCAAGAUGUCAUCUGUUUUGUACGUACAUGACUGUGAGAAUGCUGGACCAUUCUCUUGAAGUAUCUUUUGAUAUUAACAAUAGGAGGUUUCUUCAAAUGUAUUAUAAGUGGAAGUUAUACAUUUUGCAUGUUUGUCUAUUUCUAUAUGAGAGUAGAAUGAAAGCGUAUGGAGAGUAAUGUACUCAUUGGAAGCCCAUGUGAAUAUCAGUUAAGGCAGAAAACUGGGAUUUCGAUAAAAGAUUUGUUGAUUCGUCAAUCAUACGAAUUUCUUGUAUAAUUAACUGAUUUAGUUAGUAAUAUAGUGCAUUACUGGUAAGCUAUUGUUAUUUUCACUUACAAUAUGUUUUGCUAUUCAAUGGAAAUUUGGAUACUGAUGAACGAAUUCAUUUACAUCAUUUUCUAUUCCAAUACACUAACGAACAACAAAGGUAUACAUAAUUCACAAAUGAUGUCUAUUUCUUGAUUUCUAGAUAUUUUUACGAGUAAUGUCCUGAAGAUGAUUAGACUCGAGUAUGUCUAUAUACCAAUGUGUGAUAAUUGAUUUAAAUACGGAAUUAUUUACCACAAUAUUACAGGUUCUCACACUAUCAUGUUGUAAGUUAAUCAAUAGCAUAAAUGUUAUAUUUCGUUACAUUGUUCAUGUGCCAAUUAUACUUGAAAUGACUAGCGGUUUUCUGUAUUGAUAAUGGUGCAAUAAAGUGACGGAAUUUCUAACAUGCUUUUAAAUAAAUAUUAUACUCUUGUCAUUCGUUCAUGCCAUUUGUUAUUACCAUUGGUUCUAAAGAUUUAAGUAUUUUUUCCGUUAGACAAAUUCUAAAAGUAAAUUAAGUAUUUUAAUUGCUCUAAACAACUAUAACUAUUGCUUAUUAGUUUAGAUCAUUGAUACACGCACAUACUCUAUUUUAAAAAGUAAUUGUCAUAUGCUAUUCAUUUUUCAUCAAAUGUUUGAUUUUAAAAUAUGAAAUAUAUAAAUUAUGUAUUCAUACAUUUAAACUAUUGUGUAUAUUUAAUCGAGUGACCUAAGUCAAUUAACUUGAUAUAUUAAAUAUAUAUAUAUAUAUAUAUAUAUAUAUAUAUAUAUAUAUAUAUACACUCAGGUACGAAAAAUGUAUGUAUAUCAAAGUUGUUGCUUAGCACUGUAAACAUACCGUAUGCAAACAAACUGGUGAUUAAUAUAAACAGUUCUCAGAUACACAA